ACAGACUGCGCUAUGCGGAGACACCAGUCGGUCAGAUUUGGAAGAAUGAGUCCCAGCCUCUUGCUGCUGGGUUUGCACCUUCUGACUGGGGUGUCAGGGCAGCCCGUCUAUGAUGAGGACUGGGUCAACGUGUUCCAGCAGGGCUUCAACUUCCAGUGCCCCCACAGAGAGCUGCUGGUGGCAGUGAGGAGCUACUUCAGCGCAGCAGAAGGUUCUGACCGCCUGUGGACCUUUGAGUGCCAGCCGCCCCCCCAUGACUUGGGAGAGCCCACUGAGUGCUGGUGGGAUGACAUCAACCGUGCCGGCAUGGAAUGGUUCUCAGUGUGCUCCAAAAAUGGCAUGGUUGCUGGGGUUCAAAGUCAGUACUUCAGUUCAGUUAUGGACCGCGAGUGGCAGUUCUACUGCUGCAGAUAUGGCCACCGAUGUCCCUAUUCCUGCUGGAGGACUACUGACGUUCCCUGGUACUACGGGGAGGAGGGAGACAUGACGGUGCCAGUCUAUGGAUAUUUUAUCAGGGGGGCGCAAACCACCUUCAGUGGUGUUCUCAGAGAUCGGCAGUGGAAGUACAUCGUAUGCAGGAUGACAAAUUUUGAUUGUGAAUUUCAGAACUUCUAAUGCGGCUCAACAGUGGGAAGAAGCUUGAAUAUAUACGUAUGCUUGCCUGCCGGUAAACUACAAAAUAAUGCAAAUAUACAGAAUUUUAAAAUAGUUUACUGCUAAAUGUUUAUCAUGAAUAGAAAUUUACAUCAGCUGCAAAAUAUGCAUAAAAUAUGCAUACAUUUUUUGCAAAAAAAUGGAAUAUCAGGACAUUACAGUGAUCCAUAUAUAUUAUAUGAUGGUGUCUUAUCACAAAUAUUGACAUAUUAAUUAUGUUUAUUGCCGAAAAAUGCAUAUAUUCCAACAAUGUUACUUAUCCGUCUAAAAAAUUAGUACAUUAAUGCGUAAUACAGCUGUGAAUAUGACACUGACAUGUUUAAUGUCUUUAUAGAAUUCUAGUUGUUUUGAAAAAGUUGUAUAUUCUAUUAAAAAAGGCACUCUGACUCCAUAAA
Paramormyrops kingsleyae is the source of this 1049-nucleotide messenger RNA. Its product is annotated as dermatopontin-like. The record is from RefSeq and is a predicted model, not a curated record. Lineage: Eukaryota; Metazoa; Chordata; Actinopteri; Osteoglossiformes; Mormyridae. Gene Ontology annotation, biological process: collagen fibril organization. Gene Ontology annotation, cellular component: extracellular matrix.